Molecule: messenger RNA, 2034 nt
Organism: Closterium sp. NIES-67
Lineage: Eukaryota; Viridiplantae; Streptophyta; Zygnematophyceae; Desmidiales; Closteriaceae
Source: the annotation of a GenBank genome assembly
GAGGGCUCUUGGUGCAGCAGCAGCAGAAGCAGCAGGAGAGUCCUAUUUGGCUCUGGAGGGGCGUGGGGUGGGUUACCUCGCUCUUGAAGGCGGAGCAGCAGCAGCAGGGAUGCACAGGGGGCAGCUAGUGCAUGUAGGGGCCGGACAGCUAGCAACAACGGGAGGAGGCUUGGCCGUAGGUAUGCCGGGAGGUCUGUCCCCCGAAGCUAUGACAGCUGUGGCUCGGCAGUCCGCCAUGGCUGGCACUCUGGUUCGGCUGCAGCGCCGAGGCAGGCUGAUAGCCGCGGCAAGGCAGAGGCAGCUGCAGCGGAAGCUGCUGCUGGAGCAGGGCGGGGGAGGGGGGGAGGCAGGGGAAGGCGCAACUGGGGCGGGCGGGGCCAAGGAGGGGCGGCUGGCGCUGCUAAGGCGAACUGCUGGGGGCCUUGUUGCUGCUGGUGGUGGUGCUGGUGGGAAGGGAGCGAACGGAGAGAGGCAGUUGCUUGCAGGGGAUGUGCUUAUAGAGGAUAUGGAGGACAUGGAGUUGGAGCUGAUGCUGAUGGGGGAGGAGGGGUGGGAGGACGGGGAGGACGAAUAUGUGCCCUUAGACGAGCUGGGGGCGCUGGCUAUUGAGCAGAUAGAGAGGAUGGCUCUGGAGGGGCUCAGAGUGCAGAACGACGCGACUGAUCUGCUGGCUCCGUAUGCCAUAGAGCUGGGGAAGGAUGGCGCUCGGGGAGGGGACGAGUGGGCGAUGGAGGCAGCAGGGGGGGGUGCGAUGGGGCUGGCGGUGUCUGUGGACGAGUGGCAGCGGCUGGACGCGGGGAUAUUUGAAGACUUCGAGACGGAGGAUGAUACUCUCGCGGUGCUACAGGCGCACUGCGCUGCGCAUGGCGCUGGGGAGAUGGUGCUGCAUGAUAUUGCCCAGAUGAGGUUGGACUUGGCCGCCGUGAGGGGAGGAGGGAUGAUGGGCAUGAUGGGUGGUGGGGGGAUGGGGAUGAUGGGCAUGGGAGGAGGGAUGGGGGGAGCGCUGGGUGGAGCAGGAGGAGGGGUUGAAGGCGGGUUGAUGGGGGAUAAGGUGACGGUGGCGAUGCUGGUGCAGCUGAGAGACCCUCUGAGGAACUUUGAGCCAGUGGGUGCCCCCAUGAUGGCUCUGCUGCAGGCAGAGCGAGCCCCCCCUGCUGCUGCUAAUGCUGAGGGUAACAGCAAUGGUAAUGGUGUAGCGGCAUUGGAGGGGGGCGGAGGAGCAGGAGGCGCCAAGGCCUUGCCAGGGCCUGGAGGUGUGAGAAGAAUUGCAUAUAAUCUGCACACUGGUACUGCUGUGCGGCCGGCAGGAGGGCCUCUGGCAGAGCGGAACGGAGCGGGCCAUCGGCCGAGAGAAGGGGAUGUGAUUGUGGAAGAGGUGGAUGAUGAGGAGCAGCCAGGCGCAAAGGGGAAAGGUGGAGUGGAAAAGCCGCGGUUCAAACUGACAGGGGUGCAUAUGAUGGGGCUGAAAUCUGAAGAGGCUGCUAAGAGAGGGUGGGGGAACCAGAAACAGGGGCAGGCAGGGUCCAGGUGGCUUGCAGCUAAUGGCAUGGGGAAGAAGGGUGCAGCUAAGCCGAAGGGACCGAGCAGGCCUGCCAAGGUGACUGUACAGUCAGGUGACACUCUGUGGAGCUUGUCGCAGAAGGUGCAUGGCAGCGGCACAAAGUGGAAGGAUGUGGUGAAGCUGAACCCACACAUUCGGAAUCCCGACCUCAUUCUCCCCAACCAACACGUCCGCAUGCGCUGAUACCAAUCAGCUGUUUUGAGGCCAAGGUUGCCAUCAACACCUGCAGAGACAUCAUGGGAAGCUGCAUCUUCUUUUGACAUGGCAGUAACUAUGCCAUGCUUGGCAAAACAAAAAGCUGCCAGAGGGGACAGUUGAUUACUUGACUGCUGCUCACCCCUGUACACUCAUCACCGAUACUGAUGACACGUCUAGCAUGCAUGUACUGUAAUUUUCCAGUAGUCUUGGUUCUAGUUCAUAGGCUGUGCAGCCUAUGAUUCAUAGUAGUGACAUUAUAUGGUUUGAUUUUAGAA